Apis dorsata (giant honeybee) is the source of this 1689-nucleotide messenger RNA. RefSeq names its product tumor susceptibility gene 101 protein (gene TSG101). Gene Ontology annotation, cellular component: ESCRT I complex. Gene Ontology annotation, biological process: endosome to lysosome transport; protein transport; protein modification process. NCBI's taxonomy places the organism in Eukaryota, Metazoa, Arthropoda, Insecta, Hymenoptera, Apidae. The coding region runs from base 396 to 1655 and encodes 419 amino acids. Gene Ontology annotation, molecular function: ubiquitin binding. The record is from RefSeq and is a predicted model, not a curated record. The transcript has 8 exons.
AAUUGAAGAACCAAUGAUUAUUGUAAGUUCUUUUCAAUAACUCUUUGUAUAUUUGUAUAUUUCAUGAUUAAAAGCGAAAACUAAUCAUGGUAUUGCAAUCUUCAAGAUAUCUUAAGUGAUAGGUAGUGACAGACGAAUUAAUCUUUAAUGUAGUUUAUUACAAAUUAAAAAAGAUUUAGCAAUAAAAUAUAUUGAUAUUAUAUUAUAUGAGAUACUUAUAAAAUUGAUAAUAAUAUAAAUUUAAAAUUUUUACAUAUCAUGAAAAAUAAUAUAACGAUAUAAUUCAUGAAGUGAUCAAAAAGUUCUAAUAAAUUUUUAUAUAUAACAUUUAUAAAAAACUUUCAUUUUAAACAUCAUUUUUUUUUAUAUCCAGUAAUUCUACAAUACGAAGUUAAAUGGUGAAGAUGACAUCUAUAGAUGAAGGAAAAUUAAAACAAAGUUUAUCAAAAUACCAAAAUUCUGAUAUUACAAAAAAACAUGUCAUGAAAGUUCUGAAUCUUUAUAAGGGUUUAAAAUAUAAUGUAGAACCAUUUGUAUUUAAUGACGGAUCACGUAAAGAAUUGUUUAAUUUACAAGGAACAAUACCUGUAUCUUAUAAAGGUAAUUAUUAUAACAUUCCUAUAUGUAUAUGGCUUAUGGAUACACAUCCCAAUAAUGCACCUAUGUGCUAUGUCAAACCUACUGCAGAUAUGAGCAUAAAAGUUAGUAUGUUUGUUGAUCAUAAUGGAAAAAUUUAUUUACCAUAUCUUCAUGAUUGGUUACCACAUUCAUCUGAUUUACUUAGUUUAAUUCAAAUAAUGAUUGUAACAUUUGGAGAACAGCCACCUGUUUAUGCUAAACCACGACAAGGUAUACAAACAAGUUCUACACCUUAUCCUGUACAGCCUUUCAUGCCUGCACCUGGAAGUGGAACACAUAUAUCUGGUUCUAGUUUUUCAUCAUAUCCUCAAAACUCACAAUAUACAGGUGGAAAUAAUAUUUAUCCUCCAUACAUGUCUACAACAUCUUCUGGAUUUCCAUAUCAAGGUUAUGGUUCGUAUGGAGGAACUGCAUCAAAUUAUCCAUCACAAAGUUGUACUGGUUCUUUUCAAUAUCCUGCAUCAACACAACCAUCUCCAACAGUACCUGCUACUGUUGGUGCAUCAGGUACAAUUACAGAAGAACAUAUUAGAGCUUCAUUAUUAUCAGCAGUAGAAGACAAAUUAAGACGAAGACUUAAAGAACAAUUUUCACAAUUGUCAGCUGAAUUAGAAACAUUACGUAGAACACAGCAAGAACUUACAAGUGGAUCUGCUCAUCUAACAGAUUUGUUUGAUAAAUUAAAAAAAGAGAAAACUGAACUUGAAAAAAAUAUUACUAUACUUCAAGAUAAAGAAACUGAAUUGGAAAAAGAAAUUGCAAAACUUUCUGACAAUCAAUCAAUAGAUGUUGAUGAAGCUGUUACAACAAUCGCACCACUUUACAAACAAAUGUUAAAUGCAUUUGCGGAAGAAGCAGCCACAGAAGAUGCUAUCUACUAUUUAGGCGAAGCUUUACGUUGUGGUAUUAUAGAUUUAGAUGCAUUCUUAAAACAAGUACGACAACUUUCACGCAGACAAUUUAUGCUAAGAGCUCUUAUGCAACGCUGUCGUCAAAAAGCAGGAUUGGCUGGUUAAAUAUUUUACUCAAUUUUUAUCAAGUUGUGCUAUU